AUGGAGGAAGAACAAACCGCCCAGUUAUUCUCGGCGUUUGCACACCUACAACCACAAUCCAUCACAAACGAAGACCUAGCGACUCUCGACGGCUGGUCUAACGAUCAACUCAAGCACGAAGUCAUCCGCCUCCGCCGCAUGAUUGCCAACGUAGGCGGCAUGCCAAACCACGCCCAGGCACACAUCCACACCCAUAACCACCACGUCCAACCGCCACCCGGCCUGGGCAACGUCAACCACUCUGUCGGCGUCGGUGUCGGUCACAGUGCCGGGCAAAUGACAUCUUUACCCCAGGACAUGGGUCUCGACCGCAUGGGGCAGCCACAGGAGCUUCUUCAGCAGCUUCCACCAUACGGCUACGUUCAUUCCAUGUCCCCUGUAAUGGCAGAGCAGCAUACGCCAACCCACUCAAACUCGUCCGUUGAACAUCAUGUACGCAAACGUUCAUACACUGAAGUGCUAUCUCCUGCCGCGGGAGGUACACCAGGAGGACCCGUGCGCGGUAAACGGCCGCCGCGUCACGACACUGGCACUGGCAAGCGUAUCGAACGCCUGCGUCGUGUCGAGUUGCAGCGAGCGAUUCGAACGAAAAUGCGGUGCAUGAUGGGCAUUGGGCCCGAUGACGACCUCCCACAGCCUUCAGAAGGAGAUGUUGGAACGGUGGGGUGGGUCCCGUCAUGGACCGCGGGCGUUGGCGACACACGCAAUUCAGAGUGGCUCGACCAUGUCAUGUCCAGCUUUAUCGGCGAGGCCACGAACUUCCACCAGUGGACCAAAGUUCCCCCAGAGGAUCUUGAGCCAGAAACCGUAAAGGCUGCGGCACGCACCGCGUUCCAGAAUUUUGCCAAACGAUAUCUGGCAGAUGUCGAUCCGAAGCAGGCCAAGAAGCAGCAGAAAUAUGUGAAGAAUAGGAGGCGGUGGGCACGUAAGGAUCUGAAGCAGAAGCGCCGUGCCAAGGCGGCCCAGGACCCUUCGUUUGGUGAGACACACCUUCCUCCGUCAGCUCUUCACAUCGACUACAUGUCGAGUGAGUACUCGAGCCCCGGCGAGGACGCCGAGGAUGAGGACGGCUUGGAGACGCAGCGCAAGAGAUAUUGGAUGGAAAUGCUGCAAACGCGCUCACCGGACGGCAUCAACAGCAAGGGCGGCAAGGGUGGGUGGGCUGAAGGCGUGAGCGAGAAGGUCCUAGAGGUGCGGUCGCCAACAUGGCGCUCGGGACGCCUAGACCACAUCUAUCGCCGCCUCGACACCCUCUCGGCAGCACAGGCUGCCAUGCGCGCGACUCCGGCAGCGCAACAGGCUGCGUCGAGUAAAGCUGGGUCGGGCACUCGGCUGGGUCACGUCGCGCCCUCGCACCAGCGAUUCGCGAUGCCGAGCGAGCUGGCGCGGCGGGGUCAUGCUCCCCGCGAUUUGGGCGAGCCCUGGAUGUGGGCGAGCGGCCAGGUAGGCCUAUGGCCUGAGCCGGGCAUGGACGACUUCAACGGACGGGCGCGAGAUGCCGUGGCCGCAGCCGUGGAGGCUGCACGGCGGGGAGUGAGUGGCGAGGGGGUUGACCCUUGCGGCGUCGAGGCGCUGGUCGAGGGCUGGACGGAUGCUGCAUAG
Cutaneotrichosporon cavernicola is the source of this 1602-nucleotide messenger RNA. RefSeq lists its product as uncharacterized. The record is from RefSeq and is a predicted model, not a curated record. The coding region runs from base 1 to 1602 and encodes 533 amino acids. The transcript is spliced from 4 exons. NCBI's taxonomy places the organism in Eukaryota, Fungi, Basidiomycota, Tremellomycetes, Trichosporonales, Trichosporonaceae.